Molecule: messenger RNA, 2045 nt
Organism: Gekko japonicus
Lineage: Eukaryota; Metazoa; Chordata; Lepidosauria; Squamata; Gekkonidae
Gene: FAM171B
Product: family with sequence similarity 171 member B
Exons: 7
Source: RefSeq, a predicted model, not a curated record
GAUCUAUGUUUACGCUGAAAGUGCAAGUCAACGACAUCAUCAGUCAUCAAUACCUACGUCAAGCUGUUGUAGAAGUCUUUGUCAAUUACACCAAGACCAAUUCCACACUAACUGGCAACAAUGGAGCAGUAUUGAUAAGAGUUCCCUAUCAGCUAGGCCUAAGUUUAACUAUCACCUCUUAUAAAGAUGGUUAUAUGUUAACACCUUUGCCUUGGAAGACUGGGAGAAUGCCAAUAUAUUCAUCUGUGACACUUUCGUUGUUCCCUCAAAGCCAAGCAAAUAUAUGGCUGUUUGAGGAUACGGUUUUAAUAACCGGGAAGCUAUCUGAUGCCAAAUCUCAACCAAGUGUUCAGUUUCCAAAAAAAUUGAUAAAGCUCCCUAGGAACCACCACAUUACAAAUGUAACUGCCUACCUUACAGUGCCGCAACAGUUUUUGAAAGUGGACCAUUUCCUCUAUACCACAGGGAUUCUUUUAAAUAUGUCAGGUGCUUGGGUAAAUCACGGGUCGGGCACGGUAAAGGAUGCAGGUGACCAUUUGGUGUGGGCGUACACCGCUCCAAGCCUAGGCUACUGGAUCGCAGCCCCUCUGCCUGGAACAGCAGGGUCAGGUAUGACGGAUAUAACGGAGUACCACACAGUGUUUCUAACGGUCAUACUGGGAGGCACCGUUAUCAUUAUCGCUGGGUUCUUUGCAGUCCUCCUGUGCUACUGCAGGGAUAGAUGCAGCCAGUCAAGAAGGAGAGGAAAAAAUAUGACCAAACUGGACAUCUUAAAAAGGGACCAGAUGACGUCCACCAGUCACAUAAAUCACCUCGGGAUUGCCAAAGGGUCACUCCAGCCAGCAGACAAAUCUCAGAUGUAUUCACCCAAGUUGUCAUCCUACAGCCCGCAGAGAGGGGCUUUAGCGGAGGCAGAUGAGAGGAAAACUUGUGACAAUUUCAAAAACUUCCCAGAAGGUGCUUCGUGCCAGUCGUCUAGCAAGAAAACUCACUCCAGCUCACCUCAGUCCGCGGAACCUAGCAAGGGGGUGAGACAUUUGCAAGCAACACAACUCAUCAACGGACGUACUUCCCCUGCUAGGGACUCGCAAGAGCAGAACCAGUAUCUUUCAACACACGAGGAAAUGUACGGGCUCUCGCCUCUGCCGGAACAGUUGCUGCAUCUUUAUGGCCAGCCUAUCGCCAUCCUUCAAACCUCCGACCUUUUCCACUCCCCGGAGCAGUUACACACCGCCAAAUCAGCCACUUUGCCAAGGAAAGGACAGUUAGUGUACAAUCCAAUGAUGGAGCCCUUGAGUCGGGAGAGUUAUACCCAGACGUUACCCAAAAUGCCAGGGCACUCUCACCUGCAGCCACCAACUUCCAGAGACGAAACGGCUGUGUCGAACAGGCAGCAGGGCUUAUCUCCCCAAGCUGCAAACUGGGGGCGCUACACAAAUAGCUUGCUGGAGUCCGUUUCUGUCCCGGGGACACUCAACGAGGCCGUGGUAAUGACGCCAUUUUCAUCGGAGCUUCAGGGCAUUUCAGAGCAAACCUUAUUGGAACUCUCAAAAGGAAAACAGUCCCCGCAUCCCAGGGCGUGGUUUGUGUCCUUGGAUGGCAAGCCGAUAGCUCAAGUGAGACACUCGUUCAUUGAUCUCAAAAAGGGGAGGAAAACUGAGAGUAACGACACGAGCUUGGACUCUGGCGUGGACAUGAACGAGCUUAACCCUAGUCGGAAACUGGAGAGGGAGAAGACUUUCAUUAAAAGUAUGCAACAUCCUAAGGUUCUCUACCUGGAAGACUUGGAUCUCAGCGGCAGUGAAAGCGGGACCACUGUUUGCACCCCUGAAGAUCAGACUGUCAAACAUAUGCCGGACGGAGGGAGUGAUCCAGUCCUUCGACAGCCUGCCGAAGAGGUUCCUAGGUCAGAAAGCACAGCAGAAGAGCUUGAGGCCAGCCCUCCUCCAACAAAGAAGCGGGGAAGGCCCAUUCUGACCAAAAGAGGUAGCAAAACCAACAUUUGGAAGAAAAGAGAAGAGAGGCCGCUCAUUCCCAUCAAUUAG